Messenger RNA from Frankliniella occidentalis (western flower thrips), 2933 nucleotides. RefSeq lists its product as uncharacterized. Bases 185 to 2197 code for a protein of 670 amino acids. The transcript is spliced from 6 exons. The record is from RefSeq and is a predicted model, not a curated record. NCBI's taxonomy places the organism in Eukaryota, Metazoa, Arthropoda, Insecta, Thysanoptera, Thripidae.
CGCUCUGCGCGCCGCGCGCCGUGCCGCAGCCGCACCGCACCGCACGGCACUCCACACCGGACCGGGGACCGGCACUGCACGCGUAGCAGAGGGUACGGAGUACGGACGGGACGGACGGUACGGGCACCGCGUCGUGGCAUCGCGUUCAUCGAGCUAGAGCCUUAUUGGCAGAAUCAGCAGCAUCAUGAGCGGAACGGCGUCGUCGCGCGCCCUCCGCGUCGUCAUCGCCGUCCUCGGCGUGCUCGUGGUAGCCGCCGAGCCCCACCGCCAUCACCAGGACCGCGAGCGCGAGCACGGCCGCCUCGCGGACCUCGCCCCGGAGGUGCUCCAGGAGCUCCCCGAGGAAGUGGUGCGCGCCGAGCAGGACCAGGAGUGCGCCGCCGACGUCGCCGGGGAGUCCGUGAUGGUCGCGCGCUGCAGGGCCACCUGCCUAGAGAAGUUCGCCGCGCCCUCCGAGGGCGGCCCGGACUGCGCUUCCCGGAGCGACGACUGCAUGAUGUGCUGGGACCAUUGCGGGCGGCUGAAGCGGGGCCCGGAGACUCUGGCGAGCGUCUGCAAGGAUUCGUAUCUCUGUUGGUUGGGCUGCCGCACGGCGUGCGACUUCUACUUCCCGCACGGCCUCCGGACGGACUCGGACGCGGGGGAGGACGGGCGAUGGAGCCUGCGCCCCACCAAGGAGGCCUCCCGGUCGACUCCGAUCCGCGCGCUGCCGCCACCCCGCUUCGACGCCGACGGGCUGACGCUGAGGUGGAGGCAGCCCCCGCAGACGGGCGGCGCCGUCAACGCAUCAUCGACUGUGGCGAUGGCGACGGGCCCGAGCACCACGACCUCCACGAUGACGCCCGUGUCGGCAGGCGAGGACGGCGCAGCUCUGGACGCCACCGUCGAAGCGGGGCAGUCGGCUGAGGACGCUUCGAAGGAGAUGGAGACGGAGGACGAGGAGGUGGACUCCAGGGCCGAGCAGCCGUCGCCAUCGCCGGCAUCGCAGGCACGUCCGCCGCACAAGCACGUCGUGUUCAUCGUGAGUGCCAGGAUGGCGCCGUCCUUGGCGUGGAAGGAGCUCAAACAGACUGUGGACAACUGGCUGGAGCUGAGCGAGUCCCCGAGGGCGGCUAUGCGCGCCGUCUCCGUGCUGGCCGUGUCCGCCGACGGGCCGGUGGCGCGGGCCUCCACCUGCGUCAGCCCCCCGGCCUCGGCCCAGCACCACCAGGACGCCAGCCAGGAGGAGACCGACUACUACGACGAGGACAACUCCAGUGACGAGGACGACGAGUCCGAGGACGAUGCCGGAUCCACCGCGGAUGCGACCCCAGACAACUCGCUGCGUCGCUUCUCGUUCGACCAACUCCGAGGAACCGUGCAGCAUGGCGUCCUGCUGCGCGCGCUGCUCAAGGACCGCACCACCGCCAAGCACCUCGUCGAGGACGCCGCCCAGGAGGACGAGGCUGACGAGGCCGACGACGAAGGGGACGAGGACGACGAGGACGUGCUUCUGGACCGGAGACGUCUCGACCUCGUGAAGCGCCUGCUCGGCGCAGACCGCGGCCACGGUCGCGGCCGUGGCGGUGCCAGGGGUCGCGGUGGCAAGGUUCCCGCCGGCUGGGGCUUGCACCUGGUGGGCGUGUGGGCGGCGGGCGGCGGCGCGCGCCUGCCGAGGGCCAGGGUGUCGUGGACGGCGCCGCGGGGCGUGGCCGAGACCCUCGUCAACUGGGCCGUGCCGGCGCUGCGCAUCUCGGGGUCCCGGGUCGUGAGCGGCGUGUCCCAGGCCGAGGUGCCGCUCGUGGAGCAGCACGCCACCAGGGUGACGGUCGGGGACGCCCACUCCAACGACGUGUCGCCCGCCCUCGUCCUGCAGCUCUCUGUCCAGACGGACUCGGCCGCCGGCGCCGAGGCCGGCGUGCUGGACGUGCCCGCGCCCAUCUCGGAGGCGCCCGAGCAGCUCGCCGUGGAGGUCGCGCCGAGGACGCCGUCGUACGAGCGGGCCGCGCUGUGGGAGGCGACGCUGGUGGCCGUGGGGCUGGUCGUGGGCGCCGCGGCGCUGUGCGUGGCGCUGCUGCUCGCGGCCUACGGCGUGCACAGCCGCGUGGCGCGCUGCUGCAGGGGCCGCGGCCACGGCAUCCACGCCGGCAUGUCCGGCAUCCACGCCAAGUCGGCCUCCGUGGAGCCUCUCAACGCGCCGGACCAAAACAAUGCGUGAUUCACGGACUGAUGACACUUUGAAAAUGUAUUGACAAAAGGCGCGCCAGCCUCACACUGAUUCCAUGUCGACUAGAGCUAGAAGUUUAUAAUUUACUUUCGGAGGCAUGUUAUGGUUAAUGUUUACGAGGGAUUGCAAAAGUCAAAAGUUACAGACGAUUGAUGUUCGGUGUCUUCCCAAAAAGUAUGUGCCAUGAUGUAAUUUUUCCUAUAUCGAUUUUGUACAUAUAUGUUGCGAAUGCAGUUUGAGGUGCAUAUAUGUCGUUAAUUAAGUUGUAAUAUACCUGCUGUAAGUACAAUUUACAUUCUUCUCAUGACAGUAUUAUGAGUUAUUUUCCCUGCAAUGCCUUGUAUAGUGUAAUCUAAGGAGUUACCAAAGACAUUAUUGUUGUAUUAUUUUUAUUUCAACUUGUACAGAAAAUGUAUAUAUUUAUGUAUGUUAAAAGACUGAAUAGCUAUAUUUUUGAGACUCCACUGCUUGGCUCGUAGAUUUUGUAGUGUAAAUAUCAAACGUCGCCUUCAUAGUUAGCCCUGUUGGUGGUUAUAACUUGAGUGUAAAAUAUUAAAUUUCAAACUGGAUUUGAAGUUUUUCCUGACGGACAACAUGAAAUUGAAUUGGUUUUGUUGAGUGUCUUGCAUAUAUGUUUUAAAACAAAUUAACUAAACUGUAUGGCUGUUCCUGUGUUUUGAAGUUAGUUAUUACUAUGUUAAUAAAUACUAUUUGUUCCAAAAUAAGA